Molecule: messenger RNA, 5811 nt
Organism: Symbiodinium pilosum
Lineage: Eukaryota; Dinophyceae; Suessiales; Symbiodiniaceae
Source: the annotation of a GenBank genome assembly
AUGAGCACUCUCAACGUCGUUUCGAACUUCGCCGCGAACGUCGCGCACCGCAACCUGUCGCAGUCCAGCUCGGAAGCGACCAACUCGGUGGCCAAGCUGUCGGCCGGUACGCGUGUGCUGGCCGCCAAGGACGACGCGGCCGCCCUGGCCAUCGGCUCCCGUCUGAACUCCGAGGUGAACAGCCUCAAGCAGGCGGGCGUCAACGCCGGCCAGGCCAUCUCCAUGCUGCAGAUCGCCGACGGCGCGAUGAGCCGCACCAACGACAUCCUGGUGCGGAUGAAGACCCUGGCCGUGCAGUCCAGCUCGGGUCAGCUCUCCGACACCGAGCGGGGCAUGCUGAACGAGGAGUACACGGCGCUGCGUUCGGAAGUCGACCGUAUCGCCAACGACACCGAGUUCAACGGCACCAAGCUGCUGUCCGGCAGCGACACCUUCUCGGCCACCCUCGCCGGCACGGCGACGGCGAUCGAGGUCGGCGACGGUUUCGAGCAGGUCAGCUUCACCAACGACACCGGCGCCUUCAGCACCGGCAACGUGGUGCAGAUCGCCUACGACGCCACCGCGGACCAGUUCACCGUCACCAACCUGAGCACCAGCACCAGCUACACCUCCGACGCCGGUGUCUCUUCGCCCAGCGCGGGCGACUUCCGUGACGUGACGAUCAACGGCGCCGGCAUCACCCUGAAGCUGAACUCGCUGUUCGACGACACCAGCAACAUCACUGCUGACGUCACCACCCAGUUCACGGUCGCCGGCGGCACGUCGGACACCCUGAGCCUGGACUUCCGGAUCGGUACCGGCACGGAGUCGACCGAGGACGAGAUCACCGUCAGCCUGAAGUCGGCCACGGCCGACGCGCUGAACAGCAACCUCGGCUCCUCGACCAUCGACACCAACACCAACGCCGAGAACGCCAUCGGCUACAUCGACAGCGCGAUCGACACCCUGGCGCAGAACCGCGCCGAGCUGGGUGCCAGCCAGAACCGGCUGGAGUUCGCCUCGGCGAACAUCGCCACCUCGAUGGAGAACACCGAGGCCGCGCGUUCGGCCCUGAUGGACCUGGACGUCGCUUCGGAGAUGACGAAGUUCACCUCCAAGCAGAUCCUGGUGCAGUCGGGCGUCUCAAUGCUGGCCCAGGCCAACCAGAUGCCGCAGAACCUGCUGCGUCUGCUGGGCUGUAGUGCCGGUCGCCGGGGCCCGUCGGGCCCACUGACGGCCCCCGCCGCGAAAUCCGCGGCGUUCGGGGCUGCCGCGGCCGCCGUCGCCGACGAACAGCCGGCCGCGGCGCGCGAGCGCCUGCUGGACCGGGCGAUCGAGGCGCCGCGGCGCGCGACCGGCGAAGCGCCCGGCGGGGCCCCGCAGAAGCUCAAGGUCACGCUCGACAUCGACGAGGGAACCAAGCAGGUGAUCGCCAGCCUGGUCGAUCCGGAGACCGGCGAGGUCAAGCAGCAACUGCCGCCGGAAGAGUGUGAGGGCGGCAUGUCGGAUAUCGCGAUCAACUCCAACAGCCUGAUCACCGACGCCAACGGCCGGGUGCGCUUUUCCGGCCUGCAGUCGGGCAUCGACUUCAACUCGGCCGUCGACGGCAUCAUGCAGGCCCGCCGCAUCCCGGUGGAUCGGCUGGAGGCGCAGAUCGAGGACCGCGGCAGCAAGCUGGAAGCGCUCAGCCAGCUUCGUGCGCUGAUGACCAACAUGCGCACCUCGCUGACCGACCUCUACGGCCGUAUCACCCUGGGCGACGCCGGCAACGUCUUCGCGACCAAGUCCACCUUCGCCUCCACCUCGCGCCAGGACGGCGGGGCGGCCUCCGACGCGGCCAACCUGCUCGGCGUGGCGGUCACCAACGCGGCCGAGACCGGCACCCACGAGAUCGAGAUCGACCAGAUCGCCCGGGCCCAGCGGAUCGGCAGCCUGACCUUCAGCAGCACGACCGCCGACCUGGGCAGCGCCAGCGGCGGCGCCGCCGGCUCGAUCGCCGGCAGCAUCGACAUCAACGGGCGGACCAUCACAGUCGACGGCACCGACAGCCUGCUGACGCUGCGCGACCGGAUCAAUUCGGCCAACAGCGGCACCGACGCCACCGGCGUGCGCGCCUCGAUCGUCUCGGUGGCCGAGGGCGAGAACGUGCUGGUGCUCACGGCCGAGGAGACCGGCAAGGAGAUCAGCCUGACCAACGAGACCGGCGGCCUGCUGUCCGAACUCGGCAUCUCGAACGACGGCGGCGCGACCCUGCUCAACGAGUUGCAGUCGCCGCGCACGGCCCAGUUCUACGCCGACGGUCUGCUCGACCCCGACAAGUGGCACUCCAAGAGCCUCAACGGCAGCGCCGCGCUCUCCACCUUCGGCGUCGGCGGCGGGCCCUACAGCUUCGAGAUCCGCGACGCCAGCGACAGCCUGCUCGGGACCGUCGCCUACAGCGGCAGCGACAGCGUCAGCGACCUGGCCGCCUCCAUCAACGCCGUCGCCGGCGUGAGCGCCAGCGUCGUCACCUCGGGCGGCACCACCCGUCUGGAAGUCACCGGCGACGGCGGGCAGGCGAUCAACCUGAGCGGCGACACGGGCAGCGCGCUCGACGAUCUCAGCCUGACCAACCGCCAGCUCAUCGAGCGCAGCAGCAACACCAUCGCGGACCUCUUCGCCGGCACCACCCUCACCCUCUUCGGCGCCGAACGCGGCACCACGAUCCGGGUCGAGGUGGAGCGCGACCUCAACGCGGUGAAGACCGCGAUCAGCGGUUUCGUGACCGCCUACAACGAACUGAAGAGCUUCAUCAAUCAGCAGCAGCUCGCCGAUCCCGACACCGGCGAGGCGACCGAGGAGACCGGGCCGCUGUUCCGCAACUCGACGCUGGGCGACAUCGAGCGGCGUCUGAGCUCGGUGCUCGGCAACGGCGCCGAGGGCACCUCGACGGCCUUCAGCGUGCUGGCGCAGAUCGGCGUCGACUUCGUCAACAACGACGCGCUCAGCGACCCGCUGCUCAAGGACACGCUCAGGAUCGACGAGACCAAGCUCGACUCUUCGCUGCUGAACAACAUCGACGAGAUCGAGAGCCUCUUCACCUUCGGCCUCACGAGCUCCGAUCCGCGGGUGCAGCUCCUCAACUUCAACCGCAAUACCGCCUACGAUCCCAACGGCUAUACCCUGAACCUGGGCGGCGUCGGCUCCUCGCGCGAGCAUUCCGCCACGAUCGUCGACUCGACCGCGACACUCGACGACGGCGCCAACUCCGUCGGCGCCACCACCUCGGGCAGCUUCGAGAUCAACGGCACGGCGAUCACCUACGACGUCACCACCGAUUCGCUGGACGACCUGGCGGACGCGAUCAACGCCGCCGGCAUCACCGGCGUCACCGCCGCCGUGUUCGACGGCGAGAGCGGCAAGCAGCUCGCCAUUUCCUCCAGCGAGGACGCCCUGACGGUGACCAACGACACCGGCGACCUGCUGGCCGGGCUGUCCUUGACCACCCAGAGCUACCUGGUCGGCUCGGCCAACCUCGACGGCGCCGGCGACGGCAGCGACGACGGCUCGGUGAGCGUGUCGGGACGGACCCUCACGGUGAGCGACCAGAGCGGCGCGGAGGGGCUGCGGCUGCUCUACACCGGCGCCGGCGACGCCAGCGGCAUCGACAUCGACUUCAGCGUCGGCCUCGGCGCGAAGAUGUUCUUCGAGCUCGACGCGCUGCUCGACACCGAGAGCGGCUCGCUGGAAGGCGAGGUCGACACCCUGACCGAGCAGAACCGCCUGGCCCAGGAUCGGGCGGGCGAGAUGAUCGAACGCCUGGACUUCCAGCGCGAGCGGCUGCUGGAGCGCUUCGUCACGAUGGAGCAGAACCUGGCGCGGCUCAACUCGAUCCUCGAUCAGAUCCGCCAGAUCACCGAAGCCGGACGCGCCAUGAGCUACGCCCUCGCCCGCAACUACCAGACCCAGGCCCUGAUGACCGCUUCGCCGGCGGAGUUGGUGGCGAUGCUGUUCGACCGCGCCAUCCAGUUGCUGCGCGAGACCGAGCGCGCGAUCGAGGAGGGGCGGAUCGAGGCGCGCCACAAGGCCAACGCCAAGGCGAUGGACGUGAUCCAUCACCUGGACAUGACCCUCGACCGCGACCAGGGCGGCGAGAUCGCCGAGCAGCUCGCCCAGCUCUACAGCUUCGCGCUGCGGCGGCUGGCGGAGGUGGACCGCCUCAACGACCCCCAGGUCCCGCGCGACAUCGUCGCCCUGCUGGAGCCGCUACGCGACUCCUGGCGCACGCUGGCGCGUGAUGGCGCGGCCAUGCCGCGCCCCGCCGCGGCCCCCUACCAGAAACAGGCGCAGACGAAGUCGAGCGCCGCGUCCGAGAACCGCGACAGGGCCGCCACGCCACCGGCCGUGAUCUGCGCCACCGGGCGGGCAGAAAUGACCCAGCCCCGCCCCGUCGGACUCCCGGCAAAGCUUGCCCCGGGGCCUCGAAACGGCUCGCGUGCAUCUGCGUGGCUCGACCGGCGUGACCUGCAACCGCCCGCCUCUGCGCGGGGCAGAGCCAAGGAGGAACGAAGCUCGGCCGAUCCGGCCCACGCGCAGUCGGCGCAAGCGCGCCCUGCCCCCCGUCGGAGGCCAAGCCAGAGUUCGAGCCCACGCGAGCGAAAGAAGACGGAGACCCCAACCAUGCCCCUCAACGUCAUUUCCAACUUUGCUGCAAACGUGGCCCAUCGCCACCUGCAGCAGUCGGACGCGGAAGCGACGAACUCGCUGGCGAAGUUGUCGGCCGGCACCCGCGUGCUGUCCGCCAAGGACGACGCCGCGUCGCUUGCCAUCGGCUCGCGCCUGCGCGCCGAAGUCAGCGCCCUGCGCCAGGCCUCGGUCAACGCCGGCCAGGCCAUCUCCAUGCUGCAGAUCGCCGACGGCGCCAUGGCGCGCGUCGACGACAUCCUGGUGCGGAUGAAGACCCUGGCCGUGCAGGCCAGCUCGGGUCAGCUCUCCGACACCGAGCGCGGGAUGCUGAACCAGGAGUACACGGCGCUGCGUUCGGAAGUCGACCGCAUCGCCCAGGACACCGAGUUCAAUGGCACCAAGCUGCUGUCCGGCAGUUCGACCUUCUCGGCCACCCUCGCCGGCACGGCGACGGCCAUCGAGGUUGCCGACGGCAUCGAGCAGAUCGCCUUCACCAACGACACCGGCGCCUUCAGCACCGGCAACGUGGUGCAGGUCGCCUACGACGCCACCGCCGACCAGUUCACCGUCACCAACCUGAGCACCAGCACCAGCUACACCUCCGAUCCGGGCGUGUCCGCACCGAGUGCCGGCAACUUCAACGAGGUGACGAUCAACGGCGCCGGCAUCACCCUGACGCUGAACUCCCUGUUCGACGACACCAGCAACAUGACUGCUGACGUCACCACCCAGUUCACGGUCGCCGGCGGCACGUCGGACACCCUGAGCCUGGAGUUCAAGAUCGGCACCGGCACCGACACGACCGACGACGUCACCAUCGACCUUGCCUCGGUCCAGGCCUCCGCCCUGGGCACCGGGCUGGACACCUCGACGGUGGACACCUCGGCCAACGCCACGACGGCGAUCACCGCGGUCAACGAGGCGAUCGACAACCUGGCCGUCGCGCGGGCCCAGCUCGGCGCCGCCCAGAACCGUCUGGAGUUCGCCGCCGCCAACAUCGCGACCACCAUGGAGAACACCGAGGCCUCGCGCUCGGCCCUCAUGGACCUCGAUGUCGCCGCGGAGAUGAGCAACUUCACCUCGAAGCAGAUCCUGGUCCAGGCCGGCGUGUCGAUGCUCGCCCAGGCCAACCAGCUACCGCAGAACCUGAUGCGCCUGUUCCAGUAA